UUUCAUAGUUCUUUCUGAUUUUUCCCAAGUUAAUUGCAUGAUGUCCUAAUUUAUUAAGUAUUCCAUUAUAAAGUUGAGUUUUUUAACAUAAAUUCUUUUUGGGUAUGCAAGAAAUAUUAAAUCUUGGUAUCUUGGUUUUGGCCUACCCAAUAAAAUUGAAGGAGUCAAAGAUUCUGUUUUUAGAUAUUUAUAUUCCUUGCAUAACUGGAGAUCUACUAAGAACUACCAAGUUGGGAACUUCUUUUUGUGUAUCCAUAGCUUGUGUGUAGAAGCAGCCUCUGAAUACCUGUUUUUUUUGUACUCGUCCUUUUAAUUUGAGGAAAUGAAAAUAAAAAGAGGGUUUUUUUGCUUGAAAAUUGCUAGUUAUUUUGAGGAAAUGAAAAUAGUUUGACAGUGUUGUUAGCAUCUAGUAUUUGUUAAGCUUGUGUAUAGAAGAGCUCAUUCUAGUAAAUUGGUUAUGUUUUAAAUGUUAGAGAUAGCUCCUUGCAUGCACCAAAACAAGUAAUAUGGUACAAAUUGUAAAGUUUUAACUCAUUGUGAAAGAGUGAGGAGGAUGGAAUCUGCAUGUUGUUUCCCUAUUUGCAACUCCUUCUUACUAUUCUUUGUUUUAUUUCCUCUAGAUUGACCCUUUUCUGCUUCAGGUGGACUCUCUUGGAUGUACAUUUGAUAUUUUUGAAGUCUCUGCUUCUUCAUAGCUGCAUUCAGUCGUUCGGCUUUUCCUCGGAGAAUAAGGAGGACAAGGAACUUUUCAGGAGAACUUAGUGCUUAUACCAUGACCAUAUGUACCAAUAUACAAGAAACAGAAUUAUGUGGGACGAAAGAAGUUUUCUUGUCUGCUAUACGCUUUGCCACUUCCACCGGUGAUUCUUUACCUUUAUUUGAAGAAGAUUAUCUAAGAACCUCAGCCCAAGAACAGGUUGAGUUCAUGCUCGAGGAUGAUGAAAAGAUUCCUCUUGUCAUAGCUGAUGAUGAAAUUAAAGUGGAGAUUAGAAUUCUGGUGUCUAAAAUAUUUUGUUCUUUUGAAAAUGAACUAUUUUCCUUGAUUUUGGAACCUGACAUUGCAAACAAGGAUAUUGAAAAGAAAGUAAUGCGGAGUCUAUCUGACCUUGAAUGGAUGUGUAACACUCUUUUGAAGAUGGAUCUAAUGAAGGAAUUCGUCUCGCACUGGGCUAAUAUAUCGAGCAAUUUAUUGAAGGUCAUCGAAGACAAAAGACUUGAUUCUAUCAUGUGGGGUUUGAAGAUAAAGUUAAUAGAAGUGACAUCAAAAGUAUUGGAUGCAGUAGGUUAUGGAACUGUAGUUCUUCCAGCAGAAAGUCGAGUAGAACUGCUCAAGACAUGGCUUCCAUACAUAAGAAAAAUGAAGUUUCUUUCCGAUCAGAUGGGCAAAACAGAGGCCGCAUUUCCAUACAUGAUGAGUGAAGACCUUUCGCAAUGCAUUGAGGGAGCAAUAGUUUCGUUGGUUUCAGCAUUACCAUCAAAUGAUCAAGCUGACAUUCUAGCAGAUUGGAUAAGUGCUGAGCAAGUUAAAUAUCCAGACCUUAGUGAAGCCUUUGAGAUAUGGUGUUACAGAACCAAGUCUGCAAACAGAAGAUUGGAUGAGGCUUUGACGGAGUCAGCAACGCCAUUGUCACCCUCUAGCUAAUUUCUGAAGAGGAAAUUUCACCUCAUAAAACACCUUUGGCUAUUGGUGGCUCUUGUAGUAGAGUGCCCAACAUAUUCCCUGGGCAAAAGAAUCUAGGUGAAGGCCUUGCUUGAAGUAUUUGUCAUACAUGCACUUCCAAAGAGGGCUUUAUUCUGGAAGAGAAGUCCUUUGCUGGCAUAGAUCACACAAAAGUUGCAUCCAUGCUAUUGUGAUUUAUCAAGUGCCAUGUCCCGUUCAUAUUUGCUUAAUGAACUAAGUCAACUAUCAGAUUUUUGUGCUUGAUAACUUUCCGAAGAUGGAGAUUGUUCCACAAAAUAUAUCUAUAAUCCUUUCUAUUUGCGAUUUAGAAGUUGAUGCAGAUUUCUAGAAUAUCACUGUACUAUAUUUAAGCAGGUGAUGAAGAACAACAUGGAUACGGAGGCUUGAAAUUUAGCAAGACGCUGAGGCAGAGAGCUGAAACUAAGAUUUAUAAGCCUAAAGUAGUGAUAAAAAAUGAUCUUUUUAAGACCUUUAGCCUUGUGACACAGAAACGUGCCACUCCAGGGAGAGCAAGAAAAGACCUUCACGAGAAAGGAAAAAUUUGGAUGGGCCAAGUGGAGAUGGAUUUCUACAAUUUGGCAAGUCUAUUGGUAGACACUCUGAGAUAGAUGGCCAAAGUAUUCAUGGAGAUCAAGAACCUUUGAACAGAACCUGCAAUGUUUAAUUUUGAUACUAGGGAUAUUGAGAAUGAUGAUUCAGUUGUUGAAGCUUUUAAUAACUUUGUUUACGAGAUCCAAUGUGCUUAUAACUUCCCAUGCUGCUGGACUUUUUUUGGAGGGUGCUAACUCAUCAAAAAAGCUUGGUUCAUCAUCCGUGCCUUCCAAGGCUCUCCAGCCAAAAGUUUUCUCAUAUUUCUUCAACUUCUAGUCUUGCAAAUGUUGUUUCACUAUUAUCUCCUCUGUUUCUGAUCCAAACUAUGCUGCUUGUAUCCGUUGUCGGUGUGUCAAAGAAGAUUUCAGAAGAAUUAGAGAUAUAAUAGGUGCAAAAAUGCUUAGUUCUUUUGGGAAAGAUGUAACAAGCUUCUCCAGGCAAAAGGUACUCCGUUGACGAUUUUAAGGACUAAACACAAAAGUUGUAAAAUAGUUCAACCACUCUUUCAGGAGAAACAUUACACGAAGCGGAAAUAUUCAAUGUGUUCUACGAAAGGUAAUGGAGAAGGUGGUUUGCGGUGAUUAACACAUAGUUGGAUUCAUAAUAUGUCUGUCAUGCCACCCGUUCAAUUCUUCAAGAAACAAGCCUUCAAGUACCUACCAGUGAAAAGUGGACCCGCACUGAAAGUACUAAAAGUCCAGAGUUGAUAGUGAAACAAGAUUUCUACCCAUAAUAGUUGAAGAAAUAGGGGUCAAGCUUUUACCUGGAGAGGCUUGUUAUGCCUUUCCUAUAAGGAUGAUUGAACUUUUUUGCACUUAUUAUGUCUUUAAUUCUUCUCAAAUUUUCUGCUAUAUACUUGCAAUGGAUAUUAGUGGCCUACUUUGGAUAAGAAGGAGAGGAGAGGAGAGGAGAGGAGAGGACAAAGAAAUAGUAUUUGCAAGAUUGGCAAUUAAAAUAAUAUGGUAAAACUAUUGUCUGGA
Nicotiana attenuata is the source of this 3252-nucleotide messenger RNA. Its product is annotated as BTB/POZ domain-containing protein At3g05675. Bases 773 to 1642 code for a protein of 289 amino acids. The transcript has 3 exons. The record is from RefSeq and is a predicted model, not a curated record. Lineage: Eukaryota; Viridiplantae; Streptophyta; Magnoliopsida; Solanales; Solanaceae.